GCCCCCAAACAGGGCGGAGGAGCGGGGCGGGAGGACUUCAAAAGCGGGUUUGCCGGCCGCCACCAGGAAAACAGCAGACGCGGUGCGGGUGGGCGGGCCGCCCCCUCUGGGUCGCCGCGCUGGCCCUGUGACGUCGCGGGCGGCCGGCUCCGGCGGGCGUGGGAUGCCUCGCGGCGUCACCGCUCCGCUCCACGCCGUGCCGCGCCGCCCGUGGGAGAGCGAGGAGCGGCCACCCCGCCGCUGCAGAGCCCGGCGCUCCGAGCCCGAGCCGGGCCGCGCGUCCCCGGGCUUCGCCUUCCCCUCCCGUGACCUCGGCCUCCUCCCCGCCCUUCGCCCGCGGGCCGAGCCUGCGGCCAGGCGCCCGGCGCCCCUCUCCGAGCCUCCCGCGGCCGCGGCCCCGGCCACCUCCUCCUUUCCUCCUCCCUCUCUCCUCCCCCGCCUCUUCCGUUUCUCGAGGGAAAGCUGCAGCCUCCUCCUGGGCUCCGCAUCCCCGGCUGAGGGCUGACGCUGCCCCGCGGACGCGGCCGUCCUCGCCGUGGCCUGGGUCCCCCGGCUGCGUGAGCGGCGCGCGCGCCAUCGCCUCUCCGUGCGCCAGUACUUCUCCGGCUGACAGCCCAGUGGCUGGCUGCCGUUCCCACCAGGAGCUGGCAUUGCAAAGGGAGGUUCAGAAAUGUCCCAGAUCCUCCGCGAGCUGCUCCGCGUCUCGGAGCGGGCUGCCAACAUCGCCCGGGCGUGCAGGCAGCAGCAAGCGCUCUUUCAGCUGCUGAUCGAAGAAAAGAAAGAGGGCGAAAAGAACAAGAAGUUCUCGGUUGACUUCAAGACCCUCGCUGAUGUGCUGGUGCAGGAAGUGAUAAAGCAGAAUAUGGAGAACAAGUUUCCAGGCCUGGAAAAAAAUAUUUUUGGAGAAGAAUCCAAUGAGUUUACUAAUGAUUGGUUUGUCUUUACUGCAGGGGAAAAGAUUACUGUGAGGCUGUGUUCUGCUGAGGAAGAAACAGCAGAGCUGCUUAGCAAGGUGCUUAAUGGUAACCAGUCGGCAUCUGGAGCCUUAGCCAAAGUUGUUCAUCAGGACGUGGCCUUCACUGAUGCAACUCUGGAUUCAGUAGAGAUCAGCAUUCCACAGGACACGUUAGGAAUCUGGGUGGAUCCCAUAGAUUCAACUUAUCAAUAUAUUAAAGGCUCUACUGACAUUAAAUCCAAUCAAGGAAUCUUCCCUUCUGGCCUUCAGUGUGUCACCAUUUUAAUUGGUGUUUAUGACAUCCAAACAGGGGUACCUCUGAUGGGAGUUAUCAAUCAGCCUUUUGUGACACAAGAUCCAAAGACUCUCAGGUGGAAAGGACAGUGCUACUGGGGCCUUUCUUACAUGGGGACCAACAUCCAUUCCCCCGAGCUGGCGUCUCUAAAGGAAAGAGGGAGUGCAGCAGGAACGCAGCAGCUCUGAGGCACGAGCCCCCCACCCUUCUCGGCCGUCAUCAGCACCAGUGAAAAGGAGACCAUCAAGGCUGCGCUGGCACGCGUGUGUGGUGAUGGCAUUUUCCGAGCAGCCGGGGCUGGUUACAAGAGCCUGUGUGUUGUCCAAGGCCUUGUUGACAUUUACAUCUUUUCAGAAGACACCACGUUCAAGUGGGACUCCUGUGCUGCUCAUGCCAUACUGAGGGCCAUGGGUGGGGGAAUGGUAGACUUGAAAGGAUGCUUGGAAAGAAAUCCAGACACGGAGCCGGACUUGCCAGAGUUGGUAUACCACGUGGAAAACCCAGGGGCCACUGGGGUGGAUCGCUGGGCCAACAGGGGAGGACUGGUCGCAUACAGAUGCAAGAAGCAGCUGGAGGCCUUCCUCAGCCUCCUCAUCCAAAACCUUGAGCCUUGGGAGACACAGACGUAGAUGGAGUCUGACCUCAGUGUCCACUUCAGUGGAACUCCGAAGCUGGUCCCCUUAUCUCCAUCUCUUGAAGACAGCUUUGUCCUGUUGGUGGUUAACAGCACCUUCCUCUGUUGAGGAGUGUUUUUCCAUUUUAUGGUCAUGUAAUGCUAAAUUUCAAUAAAUGACAUUCUUACAGCAA
Molecule: messenger RNA, 2057 nt
Organism: Oryctolagus cuniculus (rabbit)
Lineage: Eukaryota; Metazoa; Chordata; Mammalia; Lagomorpha; Leporidae
Source: RefSeq, a predicted model, not a curated record